AUGUCGAUGGUAGCCGUCGUCCAUGAAACUGGUAUUACCAGUGGUGCACACUCAUGGUGCGCCACUGAUAUGUACCAGGAGGGUGCGCCGCAGAAUGCCCCAAUGGAAGUUGUUGGCCUUGCAACAGUGAACACUAGACUGGAUGUUUACAUCAGCUUUGCUUUUGUUUCAGGCAAAAGUUCAUUGCCAGUUGAUCUUCUUAGGCCUGUCGAUAAUGAAAAACAUGCAGACGUUGCACACCCAAAUGGGAACCUUUUCAGUGUGCACCCGUUGCCCUUGACCAGGAUUUCUGAUGUACCUGCAGAAUCCUCAAAUGGUUCCGACUCUUUGAAGGAAGAGAAAAACCAAUACUAUCCAGGCAAGGAAAUUAAGCGCAGAAAUAAGCAUAGAAGAAAGCAGUAUGUGGACCAAGAGCCAUGCAUAAUGAGAGGAGUUUAUUUCAAAAACAUGAAAUGGCAAGCUGCUAUAAAAGUUGACAAGAAACAAAUUCACUUGGGCACUGUUGGAACACAGGAUGAAGCGGCCCGGCUAUAUGAUAGGGCAGCUUUUAUGCGUGGAAGGGAGCCAAAUUUUGAACUUUCGGAGGAAGAGAAAAAAGAACUGGACACGUACACAUGGGAGGACUUCCUGGCAAUAACACGCAACACCAUAACCACCAAAAAACAAAGAAAGGAUGGGUCGCCAAGGCGUAACAAAGUGGACUUGUUCAUAGGAGAUACUGAGAUGGUCAAUGGUGGUGGGUCUUCUCAGUCCGGUGAUGGCGAUGUUGAGACAUCGGCUUCUUAAUCGCCACCAGGUCAUGGACACCCAAAUGGAGCGUCCAGUGGAUUCAUUUCGAUAUAAUUUACAUUUAGAUAUUCUUCCCUCUGAAUAAUGAAAUCCAUGUGCAUAAGGCCCUGUGGUCUGAUAAAGGUCAAAGGUUAGAUAAUCAUGCCAUCUCAAAUAAAACCAGAGAUGGUCAAUUAUAGAAGGAAAUUUCGCAAAGCAGUAUCUGUACCGAUUCCAGAGAUGUGUAUAUCUUGUCGAUAGGCUUACCUCAAAUUUACUCAACAUGUAACUAGUUUACCUUAUGAAUUAUCCCUAAAGAAUA
Messenger RNA from Lolium rigidum, 1090 nucleotides. RefSeq lists its product as uncharacterized. The record is from RefSeq and is a predicted model, not a curated record. Bases 1 to 786 code for a protein of 261 amino acids. The transcript has 7 exons. NCBI's taxonomy places the organism in Eukaryota, Viridiplantae, Streptophyta, Magnoliopsida, Poales, Poaceae. Gene Ontology annotation, biological process: regulation of DNA-templated transcription. Gene Ontology annotation, molecular function: DNA-binding transcription factor activity; DNA binding.